AUGACCCACAGGAGGAACAGGAGCUCCGGACUCGGAUCUACAAGGACUCGAGACCAAGACAACCCAGUUUCGCAUCAGAGAACCCAUGGGACCCGAAGAGAGUCCCUCGUGGCUCAAGCAGCGCCCAUGGUGCCUGAACUGCCGAGUGAUGCUGGCAAUACGAGCUCUUAUCCCAGUACUGGCCGGGACAGCCACAGCGUGAUCGAGACAGGCUUUCUCGGAUCCACCAGUUUCUUGUCCGUGUUCGCCGACGACGGUACCGAGAAUAUCAGUUCCCCCGGCCUCCCAAUUCCCAUAGGUCCAGGGCGAGCUCGAUCACAAGCUUACCAACGCGGUCUUACCCCAAAACUUCACCUGGUGGAGAUGUUGCGUUCCUCAUUUGACAAGUACGAGACACUUGUAACCGACUACUACAAGCGCAGCUUCUUCACGGUCAUCCCUGGCCCACUGAUCCUUCCUUCACUGUCGCGGAUGAGGUCCUUUCUGGAGUGUCCAGACCCUGAGAAUGCUGCAGGGAACGGACUCCGGGUGCGCAAGGCCGAUGCAGACCACCACCUCGCUGGGAAAAUCACCAGGAACAGCGAAGGGCCGUUACACAUAAGCUCGUCCACCACGCUGGAGGACUUUCUUGAGCUUUACACGGGUCGACACUGUCGAUGGGAAACGAUCGGCGUCAUUCUUGCCCUCGCUGGAACCGCGGCCGUUUUAUCUCCGAGGCAGACCACUUCCGAGUCGUCCGGCAAAGGUUCUGCAGAAGGCAAGGCGCUUGCGGCCGACUUGCUCGCAGCGAGCGACGUAUGCAUAAGUAUCUGCGAGCAGCAUCGGGGCCUGAGCGACAUAUUCAUCUGGCUACGUUACUCAAAUGCCGGCCUCGCGGCCCACAUACUCGGUGACAUGGAUAAUCACCUCUAUCGUCGCUUUGGUGAGUUCGUGUGUGACCUCUUUGCGUUGGGUUUCCAUCGCCAGAGAAGCGUCGAGUCCGGAGUGCCAUUUUACCUUUCCGAGACCCGCAAGAGGAUCUUCGCCGCAGCAUGUCGACGAGACAAGAAUCUUGCCACCUUUCUCGGACGCCCUCCCCAUAUCCACCGCUCCUACUGUGACGUGAGCCUUCCUCGAGACCUGGAUGAUGAAAGUGUUGCCCUAUCCGGAAAUGCGCUAAACACGGCUCUUGACAGUGUGGACGCCGCGGGCUGGAGCCAGGUGGCUUUGCCCGAAAAAAAGCUGCGGCCUGCGACUGUGAUCAGACUCCGGCACCACACUGCUGUGUUGCGUGAAAGAGUGCUGGAGCUCUGUCUCGGCCAAAAGUCGGAUCGAGUGGUCGAGGAUGCAAGCACCUUGAUCGACGAGUCUCACCGGAUGUGGGUCUCCAUUCCCUCCGAGUUCCGCUACGAACCUGACUGUUGGGGUCGACUUCCACCCACAGCGUGCAUGGUCGUGCUGACCGUGUACCUCGAAUACCUCUACAGUGUCUUCCAACUGCGACGUAUCCUCUGCCAAGCCAACUACAGCCGACAGGGGGAUCUCUUUCAGGUCUGCGUGCAGAUGCUGUCGGCGGUUCUUGACCUGGUGAACCAUUCUGGCGGGAGGGACGCCAUCUUGGGCCGCUACUAUCGAAUUUUCCUCUUCUACGCCCUGCCUUGCGCCGGGAUCUUGGCACGCGAGCUCCGGGACUGCGCAGCCUCCGGUCGAAGCCUGUCCGCCACGGUGUCCCGGUCGGAGAUCAUCCGGAAGCUCAGCGUCAUCGUCUCCUGGCUGGAGAAUGCAGACGUCGACCCGGGGGGAGAGCGCGGGGCGUGCGUCGAGGUGACGAGAGUGGUCGGUCGUUUGUUGGAUGAGGCGCUGAAUACCGGAACGAGUGGACCGUCGCGCGCGGAAACAGCCCCGCACAACGCGGCCCUCGUCGGCAACCAAGUUCGCGGCAGUGAGCGCAAUUUUCAAGCUCAAAACGAUUGGCCAAGUGGGCCGUUCUCGUCGUCGAUCCCGGAUUUCAAUCCGCGAGCCGAGAGUUGGCUUUUUGACCACGGAAUGACUGAAGAGUACUUCUCCUGGCUAGACAGACUCGACUCCGAGGGAGCAUUCCCCGGGCUGGACUACGACCUGGAUUCGACCUUGUGA
Exophiala oligosperma is the source of this 2115-nucleotide messenger RNA. RefSeq lists its product as uncharacterized. Gene Ontology annotation, molecular function: zinc ion binding; DNA binding. NCBI's taxonomy places the organism in Eukaryota, Fungi, Ascomycota, Eurotiomycetes, Chaetothyriales, Herpotrichiellaceae. Gene Ontology annotation, biological process: DNA-templated transcription. The transcript has 3 exons. Bases 1 to 2115 code for a protein of 704 amino acids. The record is from RefSeq and is a predicted model, not a curated record. Gene Ontology annotation, cellular component: nucleus.